AUGGGGACUGCCAACUUCAUCGCCCAUUCGCCGCCCCCUCCCUGCUUCCGCUCCUCCGCCGCCGCCCCGAAAACCAGGCCAAUCUGCCCUCCGUCGUUUAUCGCCGAUCGGGGAGUAUUCUCUCUCAGACCGAACAACAGACAUCUUCCCUUCGCCGGCGGCUAUGGCUCCCAGCGGCUCCAUCGAGCCCCAAUCUGCUCGCUUUCCCAGCCUCAGUGGCCUUCUCUCGUCGCUAAAGCCUUUUCUGUGCCCUUCUCGUCCUCCGCUUUUCCCUCGCUGCCCUCCAUCGACCUCUCCGUGGUGACCCCUUUGAGCGUCUUCAAAUGGGCCUCCGUCAUCUGCGUGGGCGUCGCCGUCGGGAGGAAGGUGGUGGAGGCCGUUCUGAACCCGUUCUUCUGGAUGUAUUUCAGCUGGACCUGGCUCUUCUGGCCGUGGGUCGUCGCCGUAUCCCUAGGAGUUUACGGGCUGUGCUGCCUCCGCAAGCACGCCGCCGGGAACGCAAGCUUCUUCGAGCAGCUCUGCGUGGUCACCUCUUCGAUUAUGUGGCUCACCCUCGUAGCCCCCGGCCACUUCAACGGGUACCUCGAGGGAUGGCCCGUCGCCUUCUUCUUCGUGUACCACUACUUCUUCUUCUUCGAGUCCACCGUCCGCCGGCGUCUCUACGGCGACCUCUUCCCUCGCCGGCACGACCCCAAGUGGGACCUUACUCUGCCGCCGGCGCUGCGCCUCGCCUUCUCGUCACUCGUCAUGGCCGGGCACUGGCUUGCUGCGUGGGAGGGGCCCGAGCUUCACCUGGUUCCCGGCGGGUGGGCCAAUGUGGGAAUCUGGUUGCUGAUAAUCUCCGCCAUCUUCACAAGGUACCACUCCAUCCUGUACCUCGCCAAGUACUCGGAGAAGGUCUCGGUGCCCACCGCCGUCGCCCAGUUCGGACCCUACCGGUGGGUGCGCCACCCCAUCUACGCCUCCACGAUGCUCCUCUUCUGCGCGUACUGCGUCGCUCUCCGCGCCCCCCUCAGCUGCCUGUUCUUGAUCGGCAUCUGCUCGGCCUACUACGGGCAGAAGGCAGAAUUGGAGGAGAAGCUCAUGGCGGAGACAUUUGGGCAGAAAUAUACAGAGUACGCGAGCAGGGUCAGGUACAAGCUCAUUCCUCUCCUGUACUGA
This is a messenger RNA of Spirodela intermedia, 1161 nucleotides long. The record is from the annotation of a GenBank genome assembly. NCBI's taxonomy places the organism in Eukaryota, Viridiplantae, Streptophyta, Magnoliopsida, Alismatales, Araceae.